This is a messenger RNA of Bactrocera oleae (olive fruit fly), 992 nucleotides long. RefSeq lists its product as uncharacterized. Lineage: Eukaryota; Metazoa; Arthropoda; Insecta; Diptera; Tephritidae. The record is from RefSeq and is a predicted model, not a curated record.
UCAGUGUCAAAAUUUAGAAGUCUGUAAAUCUGUGCAUAUUAUUAUCAAUUCUUUAUAUGUACUACUUUCGGUUAAUAGAAAAAAUUAUUGUUUUCAUAAUGUACUCGUAUGUUCUUCCAACCAAAAAAACAACUUUACGAUCAAUACCCGAUGCCUAGAUGGGUUAGUGCGCUCUUUUAAGUUUGCAAUGCGUAUGAAUUACAAUAGAACAGGGCAAAGUGCAAGCUUUGAACAUGUUUUAUGGUGUGAUAACAAAGAAACAAUAGGCCUACAUAGAUAUAUAGAGUAUUGCAAAUUGACAACAACAAAUAUAAGCAUCUGCAGUAACAAUUCGAGCUAUAACAUUACAUAUAUUGUGAGCAAAUUUACCAUAUAUAAGCACCACUAGGUCUUUUGGAGUUCAGUUAGUAAAGCUAUCACAUUGUUUGCACGGCUUCGACAUGGCUUCGCAGUUAACUUCACGUCUUUUCACGACAUUUUUGCUGGUUUGCUUUUUGGGAGAUUUCACUUCAUCAUUCAUGUUGCCAACUCUAUUUGGCAGUAUUGUCAGUGAAAAGUUUUCACUACUGAGUCCGCUCUUCACUUCAGGUGCUGAUAAUCGGCCAACUUCAUUCUCGCCUAUAGUUUAUGUAAUUGUAUCACCUAUUGAUGGUGAAUCUGCAGCUACGACUCAAGCUACUUCAAGCGGUCCGGUCUCUCUAGAAAUGACCACAGUCGGCGCUACGGAAUUACCAGCUACGGUUGCUACAACGCCCGUGCUCGAGGCUCAACCUGCUAUUGCAAAUACCCCUGCAGCUCCGGUCGGUGUAAAUGGAGAGGCUAUCGAAAGCCCGCCCGAAAUCGCACAAUAACAAACGUAUCCAGUUGCUGAAGCAUAGUAUCCAACAGACAACUUAACACCAUUACAUAAUAGGCUUUGGCAUAUAACGUGAUGUUAUAACUUAUUGCACAUAAUUAAGUUAAUGAACAAUAAAUUUCUUAUAAUGUUUCAA